AUGAGGCGCAAGGUCAUUGCUCAAAAAUCCUCUGGAAGAAGAAAGAGCGAGAAGGCGAGGGAGCCAAGCGUUGAGGAAGAAGUAGAGGAGUCUCAGACCUCACCUCCUCCAUCAUCGCCGAAGAGAACCACUCCUCAUGCAUCAGGGAAGAGCUCCAAGAAGGCAAAGGACUUCGAGUUCCAUGAGACCAAAGAACCCACGAACCUUGGGUCAAUGGAGUUCAAAAACAAGUUUCACAAGCCACACUCACAUUUCGAUCCUGCCAGGUUCUCUACAUGUGCUGCGUUUGAAUUCCACAAGGAAGUCAUUGAGAAAAGGCAUUUGUGUCUCUCUUACUUAGUGAAUCUCGAGUCUCUAGCAUCCAAAGGAAUCGACUUACAACCCAUGUUUGAAGGUCUCAAAUGGACACCUCUGCUCCAUAUUCAUAAACUGGUAUACCCUGGGCUGGUCAGGCAGUUUUAUGCAAAUCUAAGGUUUAUUGAUGGUGGCCUUCAUUCUUAUGUGAAACGGGUUCAGAUCACUCUGAACUCUGAAACCAUCUAUGCUGCCCUUGGAUACAUUGAUGAAGGGCCAAAGGUCUACAUGAGUGAUAAAUGGGACUCGCAUGUUGGAGUUACAUACAAGCAGGUCAUUCAUCAAAUCUGUGAAAAUUUGUCUGGUCUGGAUGGAACUAUUCCAACUCAUAAAGCCCUGGGACAAACUAACUCUCUGCUGCACCGCAUCAUCACACACAUUCUCACUCCUCAAAGUGGAUCUCACAAUAAGGUAACCGUAUCUGACUGUCUUAUUAUAUUUACUCUUGUUACUUCAACUCCCAUCUCUUUUAGCUAUAUUAUGAUUCGUCACAUAUGGGAAUCCGUGAAAAGUACAAAAAAGGCCAAUUUACCCUAUGGAAUGUUUCUUACAUGCAUUUUUGAGUACUUUAAGGUAGACUUAACAAAUGAGGCUGUUGAGAAUAAGGUCUCCAAGAUCAGGGCAGGCGGGACUGCGAAAAAGGGAAAGAAAUCCGUGGCCUCUGAUGAUGAUUUUGAAAGCCAUCCCGAAUCCUCAAGGAUGACCGGGUCUCGCAGAGAAAUUCUCACAGAAUUCAUCAAUAUGUCCGAUCUCAUGGUUCAAUUUCACAAAUCUGCUCGCAAACUUGCUUAUGAGCAUGAGUCGGCAUGGAAGAAAUGCCAAGAGAGGGUCAGUCUGAUGUUGGAGAAAUUUGAAGGAGAAGCUGGCAGUGAUGAAGAUGAGGAGGAAUAUGACUUUAAUCUGUUCCCCCAUGAUGACAAAAGGGGGAGGAAAUUUUGUGUUCCAAAAUUGAAACUGGAACGAAACAGGGGCUGGAACAGGGGAUGA
Messenger RNA from Arachis ipaensis, 1341 nucleotides. The record is from RefSeq and is a predicted model, not a curated record. NCBI's taxonomy places the organism in Eukaryota, Viridiplantae, Streptophyta, Magnoliopsida, Fabales, Fabaceae.